ACAGAACAAGAAUUAAUCUAGAACCUGGGGCGGGUUGAUUAAACGUGUCUAACAUGGGGCCCGAGGUGGAAUAAAUAGGCUUUGCUUCUGGUUGGAGUGCAUCAGUGAUCGGUGAGCCGAGUUAGCAGCCAGACAACGAAUCCUUCAUAGAGUCUCGCAAGUAACCCGAAUCAGCAGGAAACAUGAAGACCGUAAUCCUUGUGCUCGCCGCCUUCGUGGCUGUCAACGCCCAACAAUGCGACAGGACGCCAAUAUACACGCAAGAGAUCUCCCCCGUCGUAUGCCCGGCGGCCGGCUUGAGUUUGCCCAUCUAUACCAAUCCCCAGGCCUACUACAAGUGCACCACGGUCGCCGGCAGAAUCAGUCCCAUUGCGACCAACUGCACCAACAACAACUACUUCAGCUACCCGCUCCAGGGCUGCCAGCCCUGCAACUCCUACCUGCCGACUGGUCCCUGCAGCAGCCUGGCCUUUGGACCCACUUGCGUGGACAUUAAUACCGCAGAUGAUCCCACGACCAUUGCUCCUACUACCACCACGGUUGCCCCAACCACCACUACCUCGGCUGACACAACCACCACUACCACCACCACCACUACCGCUGCCCCAACUACCACUACCCCGAGCGUGCCAACACCUCCUAGCGAGUCGGACACCACCGCCACCCCCUCGGGCAGCGAUGACGUCAUUACACCCUCCGGCACCACCAUCAGUGUGCCCCAGCCCCCAUCUCCCAAUGAUAGCAACGUUCCUACUCCAAAUACUCCCAUUCCCACGGCUCCGAUCAUCAUCGACAGUCCUCCGACAGUUACUGAAGCUCCCACGGCUAAAUCAACUUUGUAGAUGUUACCACACACUUUAUCCGCCAGAAUAAAGGGAUUUUGCAACAUAGUAACAAAAAGUAAAGAAGGCGUUUUCUAAAUUUCCUUAAAAAUGUGAAUAUCUUCUCCCAAAUAAAGAAAUCAUAACAAUUUGAAA
This is a messenger RNA of Drosophila ananassae, 977 nucleotides long. Its product is annotated as peritrophin-55. NCBI's taxonomy places the organism in Eukaryota, Metazoa, Arthropoda, Insecta, Diptera, Drosophilidae. The transcript has 2 exons. The record is from RefSeq and is a predicted model, not a curated record. Bases 183 to 842 code for a protein of 219 amino acids.